Danaus plexippus (monarch butterfly) is the source of this 611-nucleotide messenger RNA. It is a transcript of the gene Polr3I, whose product is annotated as DNA-directed RNA polymerase III subunit RPC9. The record is from RefSeq and is a predicted model, not a curated record. Lineage: Eukaryota; Metazoa; Arthropoda; Insecta; Lepidoptera; Nymphalidae. Gene Ontology annotation, cellular component: RNA polymerase III complex. The transcript is spliced from 4 exons. Gene Ontology annotation, biological process: transcription initiation at RNA polymerase III promoter. Gene Ontology annotation, molecular function: nucleotide binding. The coding region runs from base 176 to 547 and encodes 123 amino acids.
AUAGAAUUGUACUUAUAGAUUUAAGACAUAAAAGAAACUAUAUUGAUCUACAAACUUUUUUUACAUUUAUAGCGGAUUGUGAAUACAAAUUAAAGUAAUUUUUAUAGAAAUGUUUAUCUUUGUUUUCAAGUGGACAUUGUUAACUACCAAACUCUUAUUGUAAACGUAAAUUAAUAUGGAGACAAUUAAAGCAAAUGCCGCGUUUCUUUGCAAUUAUGAGGUUAUGCAGAUAUUGCAGAAACUGAAAGACAAUACUCAGAGAAAACAUAAGCGAGAAGCUUCCUUGGCCACAGUCACAUAUGAGACUGUACAUUACCUGCAAAAUACAGAAUGUAAAAAUCAAAGUGAAGAAUGUAUACAACAGUUUUUGGAAGCAAUGAAAAGCUUUAAAUUGACAAAGUCUGAAAAACUGAUGAUGGUCAAUACACCUCCGAGAACUGAGCUGGAGAUACAAUUGAUAGUACAGGAGAGUGAAGAGAGGCUAUCUGAAGAUGAUGUCGCUAAAAUUAUAUCAAUAGUUAACAAAAUUUUGCCUGUUAAUACAUAAGAUAAUAAAAAUUUUCGAUUCUUUUACCCAAUUUCACAAAUAAAAUCCUGUGCCCCAUUUUGAA